Messenger RNA from Echinococcus granulosus, 501 nucleotides. RefSeq lists its product as hypothetical. Lineage: Eukaryota; Metazoa; Platyhelminthes; Cestoda; Cyclophyllidea; Taeniidae. The coding region runs from base 1 to 501 and encodes 166 amino acids. The transcript is spliced from 6 exons. The record is from RefSeq and is a predicted model, not a curated record.
AUGACCAAAGCAAGUAAUUAUCACUUUAAUGAAGAAAACACCAUUUUACAAAAGUAUGACGGCUUGCUAGAACGUACGAAACUUGAAUGUCGAUUUCGUGGUCUUGAUAAAUUGUUGAACAGUGGUAAAUUCUUUCUUCGUGCACUUUUCGCUUUUUUCCACAAUCAUUCUUGCGAUAGUUUACUUUUAUAUAAAAGAAAAGAUCCCUGCCUAGUCCCAAAUUAUCUUCAGCCUUUCAAAAUUAUAGAAAAAGAGGUAGAUUUCAAGUUGAUAUUCCUUUUGAUUGACGAAACCACAAAUUAUAACCUACAAAAAUUAGUGCUUUGGCAGGUACUUUCAAAUUUGGUUGGAAUAUGCAACAGGAGACCGGUGCAACCAGUAAACAAAACAUCAAAACCAAUGCAAUAUUUAGCUUUCCAAAAAUGUAAGCAAAUAAAAUUGGUAUCAAGAAGCAUCUAUGACAUUUGUCAUAAUUAUUUGGAAUUAAGAAUUACUAAAUAG